Messenger RNA from Mastomys coucha (southern multimammate mouse), 2028 nucleotides. It is a transcript of the gene Slc25a29, whose product is annotated as solute carrier family 25 member 29. The record is from RefSeq and is a predicted model, not a curated record. Lineage: Eukaryota; Metazoa; Chordata; Mammalia; Rodentia; Muridae. The transcript has 4 exons. Gene Ontology annotation, cellular component: mitochondrion. Gene Ontology annotation, molecular function: high-affinity L-arginine transmembrane transporter activity. Bases 203 to 1123 code for a protein of 306 amino acids. Gene Ontology annotation, biological process: mitochondrial L-ornithine transmembrane transport.
UGAAGCUGGCGGGGCGGGGCGCGGGGUGCGAGGGGAGGCCCCGCAAGCUGGACGCCAGGGAAGCGCUUUUCUAGGAGUCGCCACCCAGUCGCCACCCCGACCCGGCUGCUCGCCCGGAGACCAGAUAGCAGGGGUCGCGACGGCCAGCCGCGGGCCGGGGCCCGAGGAGUAGAAGGACUCAGUCGGCUCUCCGGGCCGGGCCAUGGCGCUGGACUUCCUGGCUGGAUGCGCCGGAGGUGUGGCAGGUGUGAUUGUGGGACACCCUUUUGACACAGUCAAGGUGCGGCUGCAAGUCCAGAGCCAGGAGAAGCCUCAGUACCGAGGGACGCUGCACUGCUUCCAGUCUAUCAUCCAGCAGGAAAGUGUGCUGGGUCUGUAUAAAGGCCUGGGCUCGCCACUAAUGGGACUCACCUUCAUCAAUGCACUGGUGUUUGGGGUGCAAGGUAACACCCUCCGGGCCCUGGGCCAAGACUCGCCACUCAAUCAGUUUCUGGCUGGUGCAGCAGCAGGUGCCAUCCAGUGUGUCAUCUGCUGCCCCAUGGAACUGGCCAAGACGAGGCUGCAGCUCCAGGCUGUGGGCCCUGCCCGUACCUACAAGGGUUCCCUGGACUGCCUGGUACAGAUUUACCAGCACGAGGGCCUGCGGGGCAUCAACCGAGGCAUGGUGUCCACACUUCUGCGUGAGACGCCCAGCUUUGGUGUCUACUUCCUCACCUACGACGUAAUGACACGUGCCAUGGGCUGCGAGCCAGGUGACCCUCUGCUGGUGCCCAAGCUGCUGCUGGCAGGUGGCACAUCGGGCAUCACAUCCUGGCUCUCCACCUAUCCUAUGGACGUGGUCAAGUCGAGACUGCAAGCUGACGGGCUGCAAGGAAGCCCUCGCUACCGAGGCAUCGUUGACUGCAUGCGGCAGAGCUACCAGGCCGAGGGCUGGCAAGUCUUCACUCGAGGGCUGGCUUCCACGCUGUUACGUGCCUUCCCGGUCAAUGCUGCCACGUUUGCCACAGUCACUGUGGUGCUUACAUAUACCCGGGGUGAGGAGGCUCAGGUAGACAGUGAGGCAGCUCCGGGCACCUCUGCCACUCCUGCUGGGUCUGCCCUGGCCCAACCUUCCAGUCUGUGAUCCUGUCUGUUCCACCAACUUCCCCAGGGCCACUUUGUUGGAACUUGACACAGAGAAUAUGGCUCCUCAGCCAAUCUUCCUCAUUGGCCUGUGAUGCCAGCCAUCUAUACCCCACUGGCCUCCUAUUUCUUAGCUGUAAAAUGGGCUCUCCCUCAUAGCUGGUACAUUAGGGAAGGUCAAGCCUAGCUAAGUCUGUGCGAUGCAGACAGGACUGCCCGUCAGAAUCUUCCAAACCCAGCACGCCCAGGGGUAUAUCUCCUGAGCCGACUCUUACAAACUGGCCAAGGACCCACCCAUUCCUCAAAUCCUCCAUAGACUGAGUCCCAGGAAAAUACCUGGCCACUUCUUACCGUAAGGGACAGUGGGCGGCAUGUAAUGCUCCCGGUGUCGCAGAGUACCCCUGCCUCCGUGCCUAGCUUCUCUGCUGCUGCCCUUGAACUGUAGAGCAGGGUUGGGACCCUGGCAUCUGUUGAGGAUCUAGCCAGUGUAGGGGCCUGGAUGGGAGCAGACAAGGCCACCGGCCUCAAUGUCGCCAUAGGGAAAUUGUGUAACAGCUGUGGCAAGACAGUCUUCUCACCUCUGAGCCUCAGGCUACCUGUCUGUAAGAUGGGGACCUGGGUCAGCUGAUGUCUGGCUGGCUUGCUGCCAGCCAGGAUUCACAAUGGUAGGUAGACAGGGGACCCAGGAGAACAAAGUGUGGGACUGAUCCAUUUCCCAGUAAAUGUGGUCUUUCUGGGCAUUGUCAGUGCCUGUGCCCGUGAAAGCACAGAGGUCUUCGCACCAGUACGGAGUUGCCAGUUUGGACCUGCCUGGCAGGGAGGGGAGUGGGAGGCGGGGGGAGAGUGAGCUCCAGCUGUCUGUCACUGUUGUACUGUCCUCUAAAGGAAUAAAGUCUUGUUUUCUAA